This is a messenger RNA of Ilex paraguariensis (yerba mate), 2068 nucleotides long. The record is from the annotation of a GenBank genome assembly. NCBI's taxonomy places the organism in Eukaryota, Viridiplantae, Streptophyta, Magnoliopsida, Aquifoliales, Aquifoliaceae.
AUGAAGGCUGUUGUUAGAAAUAAAAACUCGACUUCAUCACUUCCAAAGCCACCCAAGACAACCAGCAGGGCUAACCCUGUCUCAAUAGCAACAACUAAAAGGGCUUCUUUGGGUGCCAGUCGUGUCAAAUUUGAAAAUGAUAAUGGGAAAGUUGCAAGCAAAGGGAGCAUGGCAUCAAAAGCACCUGCCUUGGUUAGUUCGCGUGGGGUUGUGCCAAAGCCUGCAUUAUCUUCUAAAUCCUCUUCUUUGAGUUCUUCAACUGCAACCAAGACACAAUCCAUAAGAUCUUCCUCCUCCUGUGACAGUUCAGGGAGUGCUUCAUCUGACAACAUUGGUAAAUCUACUUUGACUUCUGCGAGAAGAAGGAUCAAUACCAGAAUUGUUAACCCACCUUCUUCUGGCUCAAUUUUAAAAACCCCGUCAAACACUGCAUUGAAGACCAGAGCAACAUCUGGGGAUUCUGCUCUCUCAGUGUACUUGAUGUCUUCCAACCUCUCUUCAAGCAUUUCGCCUGCUAGUUCAAUUAGUGAAUGGUCAUUGGAGUCAUCCUCAUCAUCUUCUACAGUCAAUCAAAAGUCUAAAGAGCCUAGGGCUAGCCUCAAUUCCAGUUCUUGCAGAUCCUUAGCCAGUGAUGUCCCUCCUGCCUUGAAUGCGAAGGUCCAUUCCAAUGGUCAGACAUCAGAUGGCCGCGAAAACCAGAUAACAGGGCCUGGUCAACAAACGAAGAAAGCAUCAGCACAAAAUGACAUACUUUCUCGGUCAGCUUACACGAAACCCUCAGGCCUUCGAAUGCCAUCUCCAAAAAUUGGGUUCUUUGAUGGGGUGAAAUCUGUUGUUCGCACCCCCAAUGGCAGUAUGAAAUCUCAUUCAGGCUUACCAACUGGUAUGGCUAAAAUCGGAACUGGGAUAUGUAGCCCGAAUGGGAGUGGAAGCAAAGCAAAGGUUGGAAAGCUUACUCCUGCAAGAACGGUAAUGCCAAUCACAAAAAUGAAGCCUGUUAUGCAGACGCCUGUUUCUCCUACACCAUUUGAGGAACCACUCAAUGCUUCAACAAAGGUCUCUAAUCAGUCCACAGAUGUAAGAAGUUGCCCUAGCUUAUCUCCUGGUGUUCCAAAUGAAAUUGGUGGAAGAAGUUGCUUGAAGACUGUGGAAGUAGGAACUGAAGAAACUGAGCGAGCUAAACAUGUUCCAGAUUCAGGAAUGAAGGCUGUUAUGGAUGAAAAUCAAGGAACUGAAGAAACUGAGCGAGCUAAACAUGUUCCAGAUUCAGGAUUGAAGGCUGUUAUGGAUGAAAAUCAAGGUGUAUUGAAGAUUGAAAUGAGCUUAGAUGCGCAGGGGAGUGUUGGCUCAAAGGGUAUCAAGAUUGCUCCCAUUGAAGGGGAUACAAUUGAUUCGAGUUUUAAUUGUUUUUUUGAAAAUUCAAGCCCAUUUCAGAAAACUGGUGACCGCAAAGAGGAAUCUCUAACUGAACUGUCACAGCUCACUUCACUCUCCACUGCCUCGAGUAUCUUGAAAAUUACAGCGAGCAGGACUCCUUUUGCUGUCAAGAAUUCUUCUUGUAAUAGUGAGGAGAUUGGUUUUUCAAAAGAACUGAUCCUUUUGGCCCUAGAGAAUACAGCCACCUUGCCUUCUUCAGAGAUUGGUUCGAAAGAGAACAGUUGAAAACAGUUAUCAGCGAUGCAGCGCAUUUUUUCAAGGAAGUAUUAGGCCCGAAGAUGCUUCCGAGCAAAGCUUGUUUGGCAAAUGAGAGGAGCAUAUGACAUAUUUCAGAAUAUUGGACCUGAAUUUGAGGAUGUUGAUUGGAUUUUCUCAUGUUCACUGUGCAAGUUGUUUGAAGUUCAUAUUCGAUUCGAACACGCAUUAGAGGAGAAGAUGUGUUUUUGAAGGAGAGAAACCUUCUUGUGAUGUACCCUGUUAAUGUUACAGUUAAUUAAUUUCUCAUGCAGUGCAUAACUAUGUACUUCAGAGACAUAUCAAUCUCAUAUUGAAUAGUGUUUUCUACAUUGGUGCAGCAUUAUAAUAUUUAUAUAUUUUUCUGUUUGUUCAAUAAAUUCCUAAUGUACUCAUG